CUCCACACCGAGGCGAAGAGGUUCUAUCCGGGGCCUUGGCGCUUCUCUUUCCUUUCGCGCCGGUUGCCGCUGCGGAGCGCGGCGGGUCCAUGUGCGCAGUGAGUGGCGCUACUCUUGCCCCAGUAGCAUCCGUGCUCCGGGUUUGACCGAGUCCGCGCUACAAUGGACCCCAAUACCAUUAUCGAGGCCCUACGGGGCACCAUGGACCCAGCCCUGCGCGAGGCCGCGGAGCGCCAGCUCAAUGAAGCACACAAGUCUCUGAAUUUUGUUUCAACACUGCUCCAAAUUACUAUGUCAGAACAACUGGAUUUACCUGUAAGACAGGCAGGUGUUAUCUAUUUGAAAAAUAUGAUAACACAGUAUUGGCCUGAUCGAGAAACAGUACCAGGGGAUAUAUCCCCUUACACUAUUCCAGAAGAAGAUCGACACUGCAUUCGAGAAAAUAUUGUAGAAGCCAUCAUUCACUCUCCUGAGCUUAUCAGGGUACAGCUCACUACAUGCAUUCAUCACAUCAUCAAGCAUGAUUAUCCAAGCCGCUGGACUGCCAUUGUGGACAAGAUUGGCUUUUAUCUUCAAUCUGAUAACAGUGCUUGUUGGCUAGGAAUUCUCCUUUGCCUUUAUCAAUUGGUGAAAAAUUAUGAGUACAAGAAACCAGAAGAGCGGAGUCCAUUGGUAGCAGCAAUGCAGCAUUUCUUACCAGUUCUAAAGGAUCGCUUUAUCCAGCUUCUUUCUGAUCAAUCUGAUCAAUCUGUCCUCAUCCAGAAACAGAUAUUCAAGAUCUUCUAUGCUCUUGUUCAGUAUACACUGCCACUUGAGCUGAUAAACCAACAGAACCUGACAGAAUGGAUAGAAAUUUUGAAGACCGUUGUGAACAGGGAUGUUCCUAAUGAAACUCUUCAAGUUGAAGAAGAUGAUAGACCUGAGUUACCGUGGUGGAAAUGUAAGAAGUGGGCUUUACAUAUUUUAGCAAGACUUUUUGAAAGAUAUGGAAGUCCUGGCAAUGUUUCCAAGGAAUAUAAUGAAUUUGCCGAAGUAUUUCUGAAAGCAUUUGCUGUUGGUGUCCAACAAGUUUUAUUGAAGGUGUUAUAUCAGUACAAGGAGAAGCAAUACAUGGCUCCUCGAGUUUUACAACAGACAUUAAAUUAUAUAAACCAAGGAGUUUCCCAUGCCCUUACCUGGAAGAACCUGAAGCCUCAUAUACAAGGCAUUAUCCAAGAUGUUAUUUUUCCAUUGAUGUGCUAUACAGAUGCUGAUGAGGAACUUUGGCAAGAAGACCCUUAUGAAUAUAUACGCAUGAAAUUUGAUGUAUUUGAAGAUUUCAUUUCUCCUACCACUGCUGCCCAAACACUUUUGUUUACAGCCUGUAGUAAGAGGAAAGAAGUACUACAGAAGACUAUGGGAUUUUGUUACCAAAUUCUUACAGAACCAAAUGCUGAUCCUCGAAAAAAAGAUGGAGCCUUACAUAUGAUUGGCUCUUUAGCUGAAAUACUUCUGAAGAAAAAGAUUUAUAAGGACCAGAUGGAAUACAUGUUGCAGAAUCACGUAUUCCCUCUCUUCAGCAGUGACCUAGGCUACAUGAGAGCAAGGGCUUGCUGGGUACUUCACUAUUUUUGUGAGGUGAAGUUCAAAAGUGAUCAGAAUCUCCAAACCGCCUUAGAGCUGACAAGAAGAUGUCUGAUUGAUGAUAGGGAAAUGCCUGUAAAAGUGGAAGCCGCCAUUGCACUUCAAGUGUUGAUUAGCAAUCAAGAAAAAGCUAAAGAAUACAUCACACCAUUUAUCAGACCUGUAAUGCAGGCCCUUCUUCAUAUUAUAAGAGAAACAGAAAAUGAUGAUCUUACCAAUGUAAUUCAGAAAAUGAUCUGUGAAUAUAGUGAAGAAGUUACUCCUAUUGCAGUAGAAAUGACACAACAUUUGGCAAUGACGUUUAACCAAGUAAUCCAGACUGGUCCAGAUGAAGAAGGAAGUGAUGACAAGGCAGUUACCGCCAUGGGAAUUCUCAAUACCAUCGAUACACUUCUUAGUGUAGUUGAAGAUCAUAAAGAGAUAACCCAGCAACUUGAAGGGAUCUGCUUACAGGUCAUUGGUACUGUUUUACAGCAGCAUGUCUUAGAAUUCUAUGAAGAGAUCUUCUCUUUGGCUCAUAGUUUGACAUGUCAACAAGUAUCUCCACAGAUGUGGCAGCUACUGCCCCUUGUAUUUGAGGUCUUUCAGCAAGAUGGCUUUGAUUACUUUACAGACAUGAUGCCUCUUCUGCAUAAUUAUGUAACAGUUGAUACAGACACACUUCUAUCUGAUACCAAGUAUCUUGAGAUGAUAUACAGUAUGUGCAAAAAGGUUCUUACAGGAGUUGCGGGAGAAGAUGCAGAAUGUCAUGCAGCAAAAUUGUUAGAGGUCAUCAUUCUACAAUGCAAAGGGCGUGGCAUUGACCAGUGCAUUCCCUUAUUCGUGGAGGCAGCUUUAGAGAGACUGACGAGAGAGGUUAAGACAAGUGAACUUCGAACAAUGUGCCUGCAAGUUGCAAUUGCAGCUUUAUAUUAUAAUCCGCACCUCCUACUCAACACCUUAGAAAAUCUUCGCUUCCCUAAUAAUGUUGAGCCAGUUACAAACCAUUUUAUUACACAGUGGCUUAAUGAUGUUGACUGUUUCUUGGGGCUUCAUGACAGAAAGAUGUGUGUUCUUGGCCUCUGUGCUCUUAUUGAUAUGGAACAGAUACCACAAGUUUUAAAUCAGGUUUCUGGACAGAUUUUGCCAGCUUUUAUCCUUUUGUUUAAUGGAUUAAAAAGAGCGUAUGCCUGCCAUGCAGAACAUGAAAACGACAGUGAUGAUGAUGAUGAAGCUGAAGAUGAUGAUGAAACUGAGGAACUAGGGAGUGAUGAAGAUGAUAUUGAUGAAGAUGGGCAAGAAUAUUUGGAGAUUCUGGCUAAACAAGCAGGUGAAGAUGGAGAUGAUGAUGAUUGGGAAGAAGAUGAUGCAGAGGAGACUGCUCUGGAAGGCUAUUCCACAAUCAUUGAUGAUGAAGACAACCCUGUUGAUGAGUAUCAGAUAUUUAAAGCUAUAUUUCAAACUAUUCAGAAUCGUAAUCCUGUAUGGUAUCAAGCUUUGACUCAUGGUCUUAAUGAAGAACAAAGAAAACAGUUACAAGACAUAGCAACUCUUGCCGAUCAAAGAAGAGCAGCCCAUGAAUCCAAAAUGAUUGAGAAGCAUGGAGGAUACAAAUUCAGUGCUCCAGUUGUGCCAAGUUCUUUCAAUUUUGGAGGCCCGGCACCAGGGAUGAAUUGAGUUCUCAGUUUCUUUCCUGCUGUGUGAUUGUAGUGAAGAGCUUGUGUUCCUCCUAGUAGUGGUUCCAGAACUGGUUCAUGUUACCUACUCUAAACUAAUUGAUCAAUAGAUGGACAAAAAAACCCAGGAGGUGGGACCUGAUCAUGCAACCUGGCACUGGAAGUGAAACCAGAGGGAUUUUUGUGGGGAGGGGGGUUAAUGUGGGGGUAUUUUCUUUAUUUUUUGAAGAAAGUAAGAUCCUGACUCUGAAGCUUCAAGUGACACUGUGGAAAUCUGAAACAAGAGGGUAUGUCAUGAAGGCAGCUUUUCUUUUUCUGAGGAAAAAAUAGGCAUGGGCUACAGGACUAUUUAAAAUGUCUCAUUUACAGUAUAAAGCUCAAAGGUAGAUGUAAUUUUUACACCUAUGAGUAUUUGUCCGAUUUCUGUCUCUUCCUCACCAUUGGGUAUCCUUUGUAUGUAAAUAAGAUAAGGUAAUAUGAUAGCCUUAUUCAGUCUUCAUUUUCAUUCAUCAAAGAUUGUUCCUGUGUAGAUUAUUGGACAUUUAUUGUAGCACUACAUAACUGAUUUAAAAAUCUGUAAAUGAAUUAGCACUUUCAUAUUGAAACAAGCCUGCUAGCCUAUGUAUAGAAGCAAAAAUGUUUGCUGUUUAUAAAAAGGGAUGUAAUAGGGUGGGGGGCAGGGGUAAUUUCAAGUUAUUAAUUUAAAAAUGAACUAGCAAUUUUGUAACUGGUAACUUUGUGGUACACUCACCUCUGAUAGUGACUUGAAUUCGGUAUGUAAAAAGGGGUUAGUGAUAUUUCAUUGCUGCUAAAAAUGGCAACUCCCUCUGUGUCCUGUUUUUUUCUUAAAGCUCUCAGUGUACAAGUGAAUAUUUGGAUACAAGACCUUACUGUAACAAACAAGAAAGGUGAUAUCUGAAGCAUGUAAAUUGGAUAUAAAGUUCUGCUCUUAAAGAGUUGAUCUUAGAGUAUGGCUAAACAUCUAUAUAUGCAAUAUUAAAAGAAAUUAAUUCGGCUAUUA
This is a messenger RNA of Ictidomys tridecemlineatus (thirteen-lined ground squirrel), 4299 nucleotides long. RefSeq names its product importin 7 (gene Ipo7). Gene Ontology annotation, biological process: protein import into nucleus. Gene Ontology annotation, molecular function: small GTPase binding. Lineage: Eukaryota; Metazoa; Chordata; Mammalia; Rodentia; Sciuridae. The record is from RefSeq and is a predicted model, not a curated record. Gene Ontology annotation, cellular component: nuclear envelope; cytosol.